Molecule: messenger RNA, 4536 nt
Organism: Spea bombifrons (plains spadefoot toad)
Lineage: Eukaryota; Metazoa; Chordata; Amphibia; Anura; Pelobatidae
Product: WD repeat-containing protein 62-like
Exons: 32
Coding region: 25-4536 (1503 amino acids)
Molecular function (GO): protein binding
Source: RefSeq, a predicted model, not a curated record
ACGAGACUGCCGGACUGCCUAGAGAUGUCGGACGGGAGCGGCCAGAGCCGGGGCGGCCACCUGCCUCCUCACUCCCCGCCCGGCCGCCGCCGGUCAUCCCGGGGGCUGCAGGGGGUCAAAGUGACUAGACAGGUGGAACUGGAGAAAGUGUUGGGGAUAACCAUAUCCAGUAACAGCGCUCUGACAUGCGACCCCAACUCCGGGCUGGUGGCUUAUCCCGCGGGGUGUGUCAUCGUGCUUCUAUGCCCGAGGAAGAACAAGCAGACCCACAUCUUCAACACGUGCAGCAAACCUCUGAGCGCUUUGUCGUUUUCUCCGGAUGGAAAGUAUAUUGCGUCAGGAGAGAGCGGACACAAACCGGCCGUGCGCGUCUGGGAUGUCGCCGAGAAGACCCUGGUGUCUGAAAUGGUCGGACACAAAUACGGCGUGUCCUGCGUGUGCUUCUCUCCCAACAUGAAGUACGUUGUGUCUGUGGGAUAUCAGCAUGAUAUGGUCGUCAACGUGUGGGACUGGAAGGUUAAUAACAUCGUCGCAAAAAACAAGGUUUCCAGUAAGGUUACUGCGGUGUCUUUUUCCGAAGACAACAGCUAUUUUGUUACGGGUGGAAAUCGCCACGUCAGGUUCUGGUACAUGGAGACCUCCAAAAAACGCCAGUCUGCCUUGCAGGUUAACGGGACGGUGCCUCUGGUCGGCCGCUCGGGAUUAUUAGGGGACCUCCACAAUAAUAUAUUUUGUGGGGUUGCUUGUGGCAAAGGGGCGAACGCUGGAAAUACCUUCUGCAUAACGUCUUCCGGAGUGCUGUGUCUGUUCAGCGAUAAGAGAGUUCUGGAGAAGUGGAUUAAGUUAAAGGUAUCCGCCUCGAGUUGUUUGUCUGUGACAGAGAAGCUUGUUUUCUGCGGCUGUGAAGAUGGGGUCGUCAGGAUGUUUAAUGCCCAGAACCUCCAAUACCUCACGGAUCUGCCCAAACCCCACUUCCUGGGCGUCGAUGUUACCCUGGGACUCGAUCCAAGUGCGUUAUUUGCUAAACAGCCCAAAUCGUGCUAUCCGGAUACCUGUGCUUUGGUGUACGAUGAGCUCAACCAGUGGCUGUGCUGCGUGUACAACGACCACAGUCUGUACGUCUGGGACGUCAAUGACACUAAAAAAGUGGGGAAAGUGUACUCGGCGCUAUACCACAGCUCCUACGUCUGGAACGUGGAGGUAUAUCCUGAAGUUGAGCAGAAGCCGUGCGUGCCGCAUGGAUCGUUUUUCACGUGUGCGUCUGACAAUACCAUCCGUCUCUGGAACACGGAAAGAAGCUCCAACCCUAACCUGAAGAGGAAUAUUUAUAGCCAUGAUUUGCUAAAGGUGAUUUAUGUUGACAAUAACAUACAAUACCUAAGAGAUUAUUCAGGGACGGCUGACAAGAGCGAUCCGAGAGACCCAAAAAGCGGGAUACGGGUUCUCAAAGUCCGUCUCGAUGGGCAGCAUUUGGCUUCAGGCGACAGGGCAGGAAACAUUCGAAUAUACGACCUGGGAAUUUUCGAUGAGUUUCUGACCAUAGAAGCGCACGACGGGGAGAUCCUGUGUCUGGAAUAUUCCAAGCCCCUAUCAGGCGUGACGCUUCUUGCUUCUGCCAGCCGAGACCGCUUAAUUCACGUUCUAAAUGUGGAGAGCGAUUACUCCCUGAUGCAAACCCUCGAUGAUCACUCAUCCUCCAUCACAGCUGUCAAGUUUGCAGGUGAGGACGACCAGAUGCAUAUGAUCAGCUGCGGGGCCGAUAAGAGCAUUUAUUUCCGCCCAGCGCAGAUUCUCCCAGACGGGGUUAAUUUUAUCCGGUUGCAUCAUAGUGUGGAAAAGACGACCCUUUAUGACAUGGAUGUCGACGUAAGCCAGAAAACGGUAGCUGUCGCUUGUCAGGAUAAAAAUAUCAGAUUAUACAAUAUUUUGAGCGGUAAACAAGAGAAAGCGCUCAAAGGUUCUCCAAGCGGAGGGGCUUUAUUAAAGGUGCAGAUGGAUCCGUCUGGGACGUUUUUUGCCACCAGCUGUUCCAAUAAGAAUAUCUCCCUCUUUGAUUUGCACUCCGGUGAAUGUGUGGCCGUGGUGUACGGGCACGCAGAUAUAGUGACUGAUAUGAAGUUCACGUAUGACUGCAAGAGAUUAAUUACAGUGUCUGGAGACAGCUGUGUGUUCAUCUGGCGGCUGGAUUCUGCUCUGACUACCAGCAUGCGUCAGCACUUAGAAGAAACGGCUCCGAAGACAAACCGGGUAGAAACGCACAUUUCUCAUUUACUUGACGGGACUGCUUAUGAUGAUUUUUUCAUGGAUAAGACUUGUGAGGUAGAAGAUCCCACAGCCAUGACGCCUUCGAAAGCCAGUUUUGAAGCAGAUCCAAGCUUUUUGCAGACCAACGGGAAGCUUCCAUUGUGGGUGAGAAAACUGGACAGGGAGAAGCAGGAUCCUUCCAGUCUCGGCUCGCAAAAUACUUAUCAGCCCCGCGGACGAUGGGCUCAGUGUGACGGCAACAUCGCCAUCAAGAACCUCUUGGACUCGGAGAGCCAGAGCUGCUUCAGCACCCCGUAUCAUGACAAAACCGAGACCUCCUUCCUGGAUGACGUGACGGAUGUGGAAAACGUUGAGCCCAAGAACCUGCAACAUCUUCUAGAGCAGUCGGAGGACACCGGCCACCACCUAGCCAAUGGCACGUUCACCUACGAAAUGUUCAUGGUCAUGGAAGACACAGACGCCAAGUGCCAAUCUUCCGAGUCGGCGGGCGACAUCUAUUACCCUUCAUCGUUGCAGAUGUCUCAGCAGGAGGAAAGUGAUUUUUCCGUGGAGGUUCACCAUACGUUAUCCGAAACGUUUGACGUUGAAGAUGGCGAAAGUAUGAAUGAAUUUGUCUCGCGUUGUCUGCAAGAUGAAGACGAGGAGGAUUUCACGCCGUCGGAUAUCUGUAGCGAGGCAGACGCGGAUGACGACGACUUGCAGGAUAAUUCUCAGCCCCAAUCACCCGAGCAACAGAGGUUCUUCAUGGAACAUUUUGGAAACCUGACCGAUGCUUACACCGAAGAGAAGUUUGACAACACAUUGAAGGAUCUGAAACCUACAGAGGGCGAUGACAGCGAUUUGUUUCUUAAUCCCCGUCUGAGCAUUUCUUCCAAGUUUCUGUCCCUGUGUCAGAAGAGCAGCCGGCAGGCAGACGCAUCCCUCCCUAACGGACAACAGCCGGCCGGUACCACAAAUACUACGGUCGAAGCAGAACAGGGGCGGCCGUAUAAUCCCCGCAAAUCAAUAGAGAAGCCGGCAGAUUACAGAUCAGGUGAUCUCCAGGAGAGGAGAAAGUCUGCGAAGGGCUCAGAUUUAUCAAAGACGUUGCCCAGUCUGCAGAAACUGCCGUCCGUGGACAAGGCGGCGUCCAGAUCCUCGUUUCCCGGAUGCUGGCCGACCAAGGACCUCUCACUGAACAAAUCUAGUAGGGCCAAGUCGUACAUGGAGGCGACGGCUAGCUCCAAGGCCAAAAUAUGCCGCAGCGUGUCGAUGGGUGAGAACAUUAACACGUCGCAAGUCGAGGAUCCUAAGAAGCCGUCUAACCUGUGCAGGCCCGUGUCUAGUGUCGAUCUGUACUCGUUCGAGCCAAGGAGGCAUCCUCUCGCGGAGGACGGUUCAAACAAAUUGCUGCAAACCUCUACAAAACAAGAUCUGAUACCACCCGAGAGCCACGAAGCAAAAGUAAAGUCCUCACUCAGCAUUCCUGACGUAUCUGAUCACAUUUUAAUGCCUCCCCCGGCAACCUGCGGAUUGCUUCCCCGAUUAAAGAAGAAAGCGAAAUCCGUCAGUAACUUAUCAAAGGCAAACGGAAAAGACGAGCAAAGCGGUCCAGUCCCGAAGCAGAAGUGCGACGCUGCGAAAAGACUAAGCGUUCACGAAAAAACCACGGACUUCCAGGAAAUUCCCAAGAGGCGCUUUUCAUCGGCGCACAGAAUGCCAGACUUUCCCGACUCCAGCCGGAGGUUUUCAGUAGCAGAGUUCCUGACCCAUGACGCCUGCGUCUCUUUAGUGGACGAAGCCCCUCCGGAUCCUGAGCCCCCGUUCUGUAUGGAGGGCAUGCGUUCUGCCAAACGCUUCGCCUGCCUUGCUGCCGGUCAGCUCCAUCACGGAGUGAGUUGGCCUGAGAUCCUUCGGUCACAGAGCCUUUCUAUUGAUUUCAACGAGAGAGCUUUCCUGCCGCUCAUCGUCCAAUCGGUGGCGAGAAUCAUUGCUGUGUAUCUGUGUGAAUCAGCGAUUGAUGAGCUUCAUGGCGCGUUUCAGAAGACGCUGAAGGUUUAUAAUGAGAUUGAGAGAGAUGAUGUUUCCCACGAAGAGAAGGCACAGUUGAGAUCUUUGUUCUCGAAGGCUUUUGAUGACAUUCGGAGUGAGAUAGAUUUGUUGGGAGGAGGAGGACAGAACAUGAAUACAACUCCAAACGGCAUGCGAUACCAGAACCCUACGCUUGACUUGCUUGAGCAUUACUCAGAAAUGAUGCUGAAGCUGAUGAGGGAGAAGAUCGGCAGCAAGUGA